AUGACCACGAAGGUCAACCAGGUCGUCGGCGCGCCGAUGGAGACGUACGAUCGCAAGGUCACGAUCUACUCCCCGGCGCGCGACGCGUGCCAGCAAGGCAAAGCCAAGCUCGGGACGUGGAAGAUCCACCCGGGCGAGCAGCAAAAGUGGGAGAACCCGCUCAUGGGUUGGACCUCCACGGGGGACGCGCUCGCGCAUCAGAUGAACAGCACGUGCGUGUUCAACUCCAAAGAAGCCGCGAUUAAGUUCGCGGAGAAGCACGGGUGGGAGUACGAGGUGAUGGAGCCGCAGAAGUUCGACGCGCGCGGGGCGAGCACGAUACCGGGGGCGGGGAAGAUUCACACGCGUCCGAAGUCGUACGGGGAUAACUUUUCGAGCGCGAGGAAAGGGACCCCGGUGUGGCCGCACCCGGGGACGCACGCGCACGAGCAGAAGAAGUGAGGAGGGCGUUCGUUGUAAUUCGUAUCAAAAGGUGUGUGUU
Molecule: messenger RNA, 481 nt
Organism: Micromonas pusilla CCMP1545
Lineage: Eukaryota; Viridiplantae; Chlorophyta; Mamiellophyceae; Mamiellales; Mamiellaceae
Exons: 2
Coding region: 1-441 (146 amino acids)
Biological process (GO): electron transport chain
Source: RefSeq, a predicted model, not a curated record